AUGGAGUUACCGUUCCAGUGGGCUGACGGGAAGUUCAUCUCUCCAUUUGUUGCUAGCAGUACAGACGCGUUGGAGGUGCUUGCGGCGUGGGUGAAGGACUCGCUGCUGUUCCAACUACGCCGCGGCGGGUCGCUUGGGCUUACAGACCUCGGCUGCGGUGACGGAGCCGCACUGCUGUUGCUGAGUGCCGCAUUGCUGCGCACGUCGCGAGGUACCAGUGACUACGCGGACGUGCCCCCCCCCCUGCAAUUGACGCUCGUUGGGUUGGACCUUGACGGGGGGCUUGUUCUUACGGCGAGGCGCCGCGCAGCUGCGAUGGCUGCGCCGCCGCCACACCGUCUCCACUGCACCUUUGAGACUGCCGAUGUGCGUCACCUGGAGGUGGAGCGGUACUUUCCUUGCUCUGAGGCUGGAGAGGCCACGUGUUGUUUUUGUACGUGCUGCCAGAAGGGUUAG
Molecule: messenger RNA, 456 nt
Organism: Trypanosoma rangeli
Lineage: Eukaryota; Euglenozoa; Kinetoplastea; Trypanosomatida; Trypanosomatidae
Exons: 1
Coding region: 1-456 (151 amino acids)
Source: RefSeq, a predicted model, not a curated record